Callorhinchus milii (elephant shark) is the source of this 1277-nucleotide messenger RNA. It is a transcript of the gene clec3a, whose product is annotated as C-type lectin domain family 3, member A. NCBI's taxonomy places the organism in Eukaryota, Metazoa, Chordata, Chondrichthyes, Chimaeriformes, Callorhinchidae. The record is from RefSeq and is a predicted model, not a curated record. Bases 521 to 1096 code for a protein of 191 amino acids. The transcript is spliced from 3 exons.
UUCACGUCAGGAGGACAUAUCACGUCGGGAGGACGUCCCAAGACCGAGUGAGCGAGGAAGAGAGUCAACAAGACAGGGAAUAACCUGUAUAAAACACACACACACAUCCCUCCGUUCCCCUCCCGGCACUGUGUGUUUUUCCAACAAAAAUGUGGGAAAGAAAACUUUUACACAGAAAACAUGAGGGAAUUGCAAAGGAAUGUGGAGACGGAGCGAAAACCCAAACCAACAUAAAGUUGAAGGAACAUUUGAUGGACGGACGGACGGACGAGCGGGCUGACAUCAAGCGGGCGAUUGAACAGGAGGGUUUAUUUUGGAAAAGGAAUUGACCGAGAGGCGGUGGGUGAUCCAGAGCCGAGAGCCGAGGAGUUUCAGUGUCAAUCAACCCACGUCACAGCCUCCUCACCUAUAUAUACAUGUGUCUGCUUCAGUGCUGCUCUGGGCUGUCGUCUGGGACAUUCAUCCCACCAUCACCACCGCCAUUCCCCGCUCCGGCAUUCCCGGCUGCCCGACACCGGCAAUGAUUCGUGCGAGGCUCCUGUGCUUUAUCUGCUUGUGCGUCGCCACCAUCUCCCUCUCCGCUGGUCAGCCGUCCAAAUCCCGGUCGAAGGUCGGCAAAGGCAGCAAAGACAACUUGAAGAAAGAGAUCGAGAGGCUGUGGCGAGAUGUGAACUCACUAAAGGAAAUGCAGGCACUGCAGACGGUGUGCCUGAGAGGGAUAAAGGUUCACAAAAAGUGUUUCCUGGGGUCGAGUGGGGAGAAGAACUACCACAUGGCCAACGAGGACUGCAUCGCCCAGGGUGGGACGCUUGCCAUUCCCCGAGACAGCGACGAGACCACCCAGCUCAGGAGCUACGCCAAGAAGAGCCUCAGGGGGGCCACGGGAUUCUGGAUCGGGGUCAACGACAUGACCACGGAGGGAAGAUUCGUGGACGUCAAUGGGCAGUCAGUCUCCUACCUCAACUGGGGUCCUGGGGAACCCCGGGGGGGCAAGCGGGAGAACUGUGCCCUGGCCUCCAUCUCCAGCCAGGGAAAAUGGUCGGCCGAGGUGUGUCGUGACGUGAAGAGAUACAUCUGCGAGUUUCUCAUCCCGUAAACUCGAACUGAGUUCCGUUCCCCCCACCCGUCACACAGCCCCUACCCACCCAAUCGCAACCCCCUCUCCCACGCCUCCAUUUCCCCUUUCCAGCCCGUGUUCGUCCGUUGUUCACAUCAUCUUUGUGCGAAACAUCGCGAGCCGUUGUGACCAUUCCAUCUGUAAGGCUGUUUUCUGUUGA